This is a messenger RNA of Knipowitschia caucasica, 594 nucleotides long. The record is from the annotation of a GenBank genome assembly. NCBI's taxonomy places the organism in Eukaryota, Metazoa, Chordata, Actinopteri, Gobiiformes, Gobiidae.
AUGUGUGAGUUGUCCCGCUGCGAGGAUCACAGCCUCUGCAUGUGGGCCCUAAUGGGACGCACCCUCCAGCUGCAGCCGGGGACGGGCUUCAGCAGCAGCACCGCAGAGAGUGGACACGGGCAAAACAUGAACUGCGAACUGCAGCGGGUCCAGGGUGGGGCUGACCACGGAGCGGAGAUGGGUGAGGAUGAGCCGCUCCAUGGUCUUCAUCAGGUGGGAGGUCAGUGCUCCAUGGUCUUCAUCAGGUGGGAGGUCAGUGCUCCAUGGUCUUCAUCAGGAGGUCAGUGCUCCAUGGUCUUCAUCAGGAGAGGCCUUUGUGAACUCACCGUUUCCCAGACACUUCCUCAGCCUGAUGCCGACGCUGGAGCUGUGAGUCUGGGCUUCUUCCUUCAGCCGUGCCCGGUACCACCUCCAUGGGUACCACCGUGUGCCAUGGCGGUGUGGGCGCUCACCUCUGACAUCAUCACUGUGAGACCACGCCACGGCUCUUCAGGGUACGAGAUGAUGCAGUGUCUGGCCCAGUCUGCAGGCCUGUCCUUUAUGGGCAACACAAACAAAUUACUUUAUUCUCCCAUUGUAGGCAACAGUUCGUGA